UGCCCAAUUUCUCACAAGUAGAAAAACGGGUCCACUCUCACAGUCGAAUCCAGAUACAAAUCAAAACAGAAGAUUGACCGCACCGUGCUCUGUUCACAUGUGCUGAGGGUCUUCAUUUGACUAAUUCCUUGCUCGUAACACUGGCACCCCUCAUCUUUGCUUUCAAGCAUGCGCUAGAAACUUGGGAGAGUAUGCAACUUACCUCCUUACACCAACAACACUCUAUGUUCAGUCUUCCCCCUUUCCCAGGUACCUGAAAACACGAUCUACAUAUCUAUACAUCCCAACAUUUUCUUAAAAUGCCCGCGCAGCGUCCCCGCGCAGCUUUUGAGCCGCUUUCCCCGAACCUAGAUCUGGAGGCUUUAGUGGAAUCAACACCAAAUUUCGAGUACGCUACUAGAAUUCACUGCGAUGCUAUUGAUAAAAAUGGCUUGGACGAUUUCGACAAACUUGUCGCGCUUCAGGUUGUCCGACUAGGAAAACCUCUGGUUAUUGAAGGAUUCGAUAGAAGGCUAGAUCAUACCCUUUUCUCCGAGAAGUGGCUCAGGGGUCAUUAUUCCGCGAAAACUGAAUAUGCGCGCAAUCUGAGUACAAAGACGGACCUACCUCUUACAAUCGGACAUUAUCUUAGAAAUAUGCCCCUGCUGACCGACCAAUGGACUUCGUACAACUACAAAGACCCUGACCGACAGCGCAUCUAUCUGAAAGAUAUUGAUUGCCCCCCUGAGUGGCAUGAUGAGUUAAAAAAGGUUAUACCGUCGCCGGUAUUUUAUCUUAACAAUGCCCAUUCGAAUGCCCCGAUUGCCAGGGCCGGUGAUUUGAUGAGCUGCCUUCCUCCAAGUGCGCGUGCAGAGAAUUUGAUGUGCUACAUCGGUCACGAAGGCACCUAUACACCUGCCCAUCAAGAAAUGUGCGGCAGCCUUGGCCAGAACAUAAUGGUUGAAGCAUCGGAUGGCUCAACUGAAAACGGCAAGGAUACCAAGCCUGGAUCUUCCAUUUGGUUCAUGACUGAAAGCAAGGACCGUCGUGCUGUUUCCGAUUACUGGAUGUCCACCUUGGGUCAUGACAUUGACAUCGAAGACCAUUUUGCACAGAUAAACGCCUGGAAAGCGGCACCAUUCAAAACGUACGUCGUCGAGCAAAAAGCAGGGGAUUUUAUUCUCAUACCACCUCUAGCAGCACAUCAAGUCUGGAAUCGUGGAACGAGAACCAUGAAAGUUGCUUGGAAUCGGACGACCGUGGAAUCCCUAGACAAGGCCUUACAUGAAGCUCUUCCUCAUGCAAGAAUGGUUUGCAGAGAUGAGCAAUAUAAGAACAAGUCCAUAGUGUUCUUCUCACUAGAAUAUUAUUCAAAUGUUCUAAGAAAGGCCCAGAAGCCCGAUAUCAGCCGCCCAGCUUUCAAGAAGCUGAUCAGGGAUUUUGAGCAGCUGUUCGGCCUGUACAAUGAGGUACUUCUUUCUGAAUGCUUUGGAAACAAUUCACCCGAACAAGAUAUUGAGUUCAUCCCUUAUGAUAGCAAUAUCACAUGCUCAUACUGCCGUGGGAACAUUUUCAACAGGUUUCUCACUUGUCCCAACUGCGUCGCCCCCUCAAUUUCAGACGAGGAUGAUGCGUAUGAUAUUUGCAUGGAAUGUUACGUGAUGGGACGAAGCUGUAUCUGUAUUUCUGCUCUCAAGUGGGUAGAACAAUUCGACUGGAAUGAACUUCAAGAGAAGCAUGAAGCUUGGAGGCAGCAGCUACUGAAGGUCAAGUCAGAUCUCGGGCAGAAAUACUUGCCUUUGAAUACACAAAGAGAGCGGUUGAACAAGAGGACGCUGGCUGAAAUUUGUCAAUCAGAGCUAAGUAGACGGCCCUGGGUUGAUGUUAGCAAACCAAUCGUCCAGUCCGAACCUAUGGAAGAGAAGGACAGUGACACGGAGGAGACAACUUCUGCGCGCAAGAAACGAAAAAUGUCUCGUGGAGAACCAACAGAGAAAGGUGGUCGCUGCCACAUCUGCAAGUAUGUUGAGCCAUUGUGGAAGCUUGCGUCGUGCGCCCAUUGCUCCAAGCAUUAUUGUUACGGAAGUCUUUAUAGGGCUUUCAACGUGCUGCCUCAACAGACGAUGGAGGUCCUGGAUUGGAAAUGCCCAAAAUGCAACAAGAUCUGCAGUUGUGCUGCUUGUCGCCGAGACCCGACGAUGUGUCCUUUCGAGCCCACAUGCAUGUUACUCGGACAUGACACACGAAAAAUAGCUGACCCGCGUAGUGUGGAAAGUCUUGUGGACUUUCGGCAUUCUAACUUACGUUGGUUGAAGAAGGCUGCGGAUGACGAGACCAAUCGGAUAAAGACGCAUCAGUAUCCGAAUCCUCUCCAGAAUCCGGGUCAGCAGAACGACGCAGACGAAGAGAACGGCCACCUGGCACCCGCGCCAAAUGUCCAGCUAGAGGAGUCGUCUGCAGUCUCAGCACUUCCGACCAAUUAUGAAGACAUUCCAGUAGAUCCUGCAUUGGAGAGCUUAUUAUUAUCUGGCGGCGCAACGUCUACUCCCCCCGACAUUUGA
This is a messenger RNA of Aspergillus homomorphus CBS 101889, 2540 nucleotides long. Its product is annotated as putative JmjC domain protein. The record is from RefSeq and is a predicted model, not a curated record. NCBI's taxonomy places the organism in Eukaryota, Fungi, Ascomycota, Eurotiomycetes, Eurotiales, Aspergillaceae. The transcript is spliced from 2 exons. The coding region runs from base 300 to 2540 and encodes 746 amino acids.